Megalops cyprinoides (Indo-Pacific tarpon) is the source of this 2260-nucleotide messenger RNA. RefSeq names its product calcium/calmodulin-dependent protein kinase (CaM kinase) II gamma 2 (gene camk2g2). The transcript has 24 exons. Gene Ontology annotation, cellular component: cytoplasm; neuron projection. Gene Ontology annotation, biological process: protein phosphorylation. The record is from RefSeq and is a predicted model, not a curated record. The coding region runs from base 229 to 2112 and encodes 627 amino acids. Gene Ontology annotation, molecular function: ATP binding; calmodulin binding; calcium/calmodulin-dependent protein kinase activity. NCBI's taxonomy places the organism in Eukaryota, Metazoa, Chordata, Actinopteri, Elopiformes, Megalopidae.
CUUGACUUCCCUCUCCUCUCUCGACACAGGGGAGAAAAUCUCGCGUUGUUGGCCGUUUUUUUUCUCUCUCUCUCUCCCCACCUCCUCCACCACCACCCCUCCUCCCCUCCCUUUCUGUCUCUCGAUCUCUUUUCCUCUCUGAGUGCAUGAAACCCGGAGCGCAUGAGAUCUCCUCCCGAAACCUGAGAGCGCAGUCACCGAAACGAGAGGCGAUACACCCCGCACAACAUGGCUACAAUUGUAACCUCGACCAGGUUCACAGACGAAUAUCAGCUCUACGAAGAGCUUGGAAAGGGUGCCUUCUCGGUGGUCCGGAGAUGCGUUAAAAAAUCAACUGGCCAGGAAUAUGCUGCUAAAAUUAUUAACACAAAAAAACUUUCAGCAAGAGAUCAUCAAAAACUGGAACGAGAGGCCCGGAUCUGUCGUUUGCUUAAACACCCCAACAUCGUCCGACUCCACGACAGUAUCUCUGAAGAAGGCUUUCAUUACCUCGUCUUUGAUCUUGUCACCGGUGGAGAGCUGUUCGAAGACAUCGUUGCCAGAGAGUAUUACAGCGAGGCCGACGCAAGCCAGUGCAUCAAUCAGAUCCUGGAGAGCGUCAAUCACAUCCACCAGCAUGACAUCGUGCACAGGGACCUCAAGCCAGAGAACCUGCUCCUGGCCAGCAAGCUGAAGGGUGCGGCAGUGAAGCUUGCUGACUUUGGCCUGGCCAUCGAGGUUCAGGGAGACCAACAAGCAUGGUUCGGGUUUGCGGGCACUCCGGGCUACCUCUCCCCAGAGGUCCUGAGGAAGGACCCCUACGGCAAGCCCGUGGACAUCUGGGCCUGCGGUGUGAUCCUCUAUAUCCUCCUGGUGGGAUACCCGCCCUUCUGGGACGAAGACCAACACAAACUCUACCAGCAGAUCAAGGCUGGAGCGUACGACUUCCCCUCUCCCGAGUGGGACACGGUCACCCCUGAGGCCAAAAACCUCAUCAACCAGAUGCUUACCAUCAACCCGGCCAAGAGGAUCACUGCUGACCAGGCCCUAAAGCACCCAUGGGUCUGCCAACGCUCCACUGUGGCAUCCAUGAUGCAUCGCCAAGAGACCGUGGAGUGUCUGCGCAAGUUCAACGCCAGGAGGAAACUGAAGGGAGCCAUCCUCACCACCAUGCUUGUGUCCAGAAAUUUCUCGGUGGGCCGGCAGCACACCAGCCCUGCCGCCACCACCAGUACCGCCGCGCUGGCGCAGGAAGCAUGCAAAAGUUUACUAAACAAAAAGUCGGACGGAGUGAAGAAAAGGAAGUCCAGCUCCAGUGUUUAUUUAAUGCCGCAGACAAACAACAGUAAAAACAGUGUAGUAAGCAGCAGCAGCACCAAAGACAGCAGCAUUUCAUCCUCCGCACCGAUGGAACCACAGACCACAGUCGUGCACAACCCAGCCGAUGGCAUCAAGGGGUCCACAGAGAGCUGCAAUACCACUGAAGAGGAGGAUAUGAAAGCGUCUGCCGGCGGCGCUAGCAGCGACAGCGCGGUGGCGAGCCAGUGCAGCGCGACCGAGGAGCUGACGGGCCAGGCGGAGUCCCCUCAGUGCCCGCCCGCCACCGGCCCACUGCAUGAUGUAAAACGUAUUGCGUGGAACAGUUCAGGGCAGGGGUCCUGUCCAGAGUUAGAGCAUGCUCAGCCCGCGCCUCCUGCCGUGCCUCUAGGGGGCAGCAGCGCACAGCAGUCCCGCAAGCAGGAAAUCAUUAAGAUCACAGAGCAGCUGAUUGAAGCCAUCAACAACGGGGACUUUGAGGCUUACACGAGAAUUUGUGACCCUGGGCUGACCUCUUUCGAACCCGAAGCGCUUGGAAACCUAGUGGAAGGCAUGGAUUUCCACAAGUUCUACUUUGAGAACUUGUUGAGUAAGAACAGCAAGCCGGUGCACACCACCAUCCUGAACCCGCACGUGCACCUGAUCGGGGAGGAUGCCGCCUGCAUCGCCUACAUCCGCCUGACGCAGUACAUCGACAGCCAGGGCCGGCCGCGCAGCAGCCAAUCAGAGGAGACCCGUGUCUGGCACCGCCGCGACUCCAAGUGGCUCAACGUCCACUUCCACUGUUCAGGAGCCCCCGCCGCGCCCCUACAGUGAACCCACUGGGCACAGCUUGCUGAAUUCUCCAGCAGAUUGGAGCGUUUCUUCUCCGUGGUGGGAUCGGCGCCGGGAGCCCGGCCGGACGCGACCUCUUGAAGUUUUAAAACACAUGAAAAAAAAAAAAAACAAAACAUAAAAAAGCCAA